This is a messenger RNA of Erigeron canadensis, 998 nucleotides long. RefSeq lists its product as uncharacterized. The record is from RefSeq and is a predicted model, not a curated record. The transcript has a single exon. Lineage: Eukaryota; Viridiplantae; Streptophyta; Magnoliopsida; Asterales; Asteraceae. The coding region runs from base 104 to 844 and encodes 246 amino acids.
CUUAUUCAAUCCUUCUACUACUCAAUCCUCUACAUUUUCCUCUCAUCUAUUAUUCAAUUUUACAAUUAUCUCACAAUUAUCAUUUUUCACAAAUAUUUAAUAAAUGGAGAUUACGGAGCUUAAUCUCAUAGGCGAUUUCGAAGCCGGAAUAAAAUGUUUACAACAAAAUCACCCAUCAAUACUUUCUAAUCUUUCUUUAAUCCCACAAUUAUAUAGUUAUUGGACAUGGGGUGCUUUACUUAUUGCGGUUUUUGCUACUUUUACUAACAUUUUCAAUAGAUUAAAAACAUUUAUUUAUAGUAUUCGAUUUAAGUUAAUAACUUCUUGUCAGAAAACAUGUCAGCCGCAAACAUUUGACCAAGAUGAUUUCGACUUUGACUUUUCCGAUGACGAGGACUGCGACGACGACACGCCGUCCUCCGUCGCCGAUUCCGAUGAUCAAGAGUUAGAUUCCGAGGACGAAAAUGUUGUUUUCCGACACGAAGGGCAAAAUGGUGAUUUCGCUCUACGGCGGCGUAACGGUUUUUCUUGGUCGGAUUUUUCUGCCGGAAAAAGUGUUGUACAGUUGUGGGAUAGUUUUGGGUUAGGUUUAGAUUUCGAAGAUGAUGAAUAUGAUAACAGCGGUGAAAUCGGGAUCUGGGAUGUGAAUAUGAACUCCGGCCGUCGUGGUACGGCGGCGAAGACGCCGGAAAAUGUGGUGGUGACGGCGGAUGUGGUUGGUGGGUUUGGGGGUUAUGAUUGUCGGAUGGGUGGGAAGUUGCCAGAAAUUUUGGCCGCGUGGCGGCCACGGCCGGGAAAACUUUGGAUGGAAGGUGGCGGCGCCGCCGGUAAGAAGGUUGAGUGAGCGCGUGAUUAUUGCGGCGACUUUUACUCUUAUGUAGUCAUUAGGUAUGACCGUUUCUUGUUAUUGCAAGUUAAUGAAACGAUGUCGUUCCGUAUAUAUUGAUUUAUUGACUUUUUACCUUUUUACUAUAUAAAUAAAUGGUUUUAUUGCCAUA